CAUCGUGCAAUUCCUUAACCACCGUGCAAAUCUGAGGAAGAAACCAUCAAAGCAUCGUCACUGCAAGUUUAAUCUUCUCGUGGAUGUCCGUUCAUCUGCAGGUUAAGUAUGUGGGAGACGACGGGGAGGAGCAGAACGGUUUGCAGAUGACUGGCCUGAAUCUCAUGGACAAGACGAUGGCCGUCAGGGGAGCUAGGAUUGCCUACAGCAUCUGGGAUGUGGCAGGAGACCACCAGUCUGUCGACCACAUCCCGAUCGCGUGCAAGGACGCCGUGGCGAUCCUGUACAUGUUUGAUCUCACGAGCCGCUGCAUGCUUAAUAACAUUGUAGAUUGGUACGAGAGGGCAAGGAAAUGGAAUAAGACGGCUAUUCCAAUCCUAAUCGGGACAAAGUUUGAUGACUUUGCUCAGCUUCCUCUUGAAAUGCAAUGGGCCAUCGUUAACCAGGCCAGAGCAUACGCAAGAGCCAUGAAGGCGACCCUCGGUGGCGGAGCCAGGAAUUAG
Molecule: messenger RNA, 503 nt
Organism: Sorghum bicolor (sorghum)
Lineage: Eukaryota; Viridiplantae; Streptophyta; Magnoliopsida; Poales; Poaceae
Product: septum-promoting GTP-binding protein 1
Exons: 5
Coding region: 84-503 (139 amino acids)
Molecular function (GO): GTPase activity; GTP binding
Source: RefSeq, a predicted model, not a curated record